UUUCAAUGUAAACCGAAUGGCAUUUGAUUGUAAGUUUGGCCCAGUAGUUCCAUCCAACAUUUGUUUGCUAAGCAACUUACAUGUUUUGAGCUUUGUGGACGCAAGAGGCGAUUUCAUCAAACAACUCAGCAAGAUGGUACAAUUGAGAAGACUUGGCGUUACCAAUGUGAAGGAAGCUGAUGAGAAAUAUUUAUGCUCAGCCAUUGCAAAAAUGACACAUCUUCAAUCCUUAAAGGUGAAAUCAUGUAACGAAGAUGAGCAAGUGAAGAUGGACGCUCUUGAAUCCGCUCCCCCUGACCUUCGGAAACUUGCGUUAGUCGGGAAACUGGAGAAGGUACCACACUGGUUUAACUCACUCGACAACCUCACAAGUUUGGUAUUAAAUUGGUCUAGAUUGAGGGAUGAUUUUCUCCCUCACAUCCAAGCAUUGCCUAAUCUUGUACAACUCAAACUACUAAAUGUAUACGAGGGAGAGCGAUUAGACUUCCUUGAAGGAUUCCAAAAGCUUAAGGUUUUAGCAAUUGGGAGAUGCCCUCGAUUGAAAGAAAUUUUGAUCAACAGAGGAGUGAUGCCUGGUCUUCAAGAGUUGUUCAUUGCCGCAUGCCAGGAGUUGACGACAUUGCCGGAUGAUUGGGAAAGUCUACCUGAUCUAAACGAAGUUUAUUUGUCUGAGGUCUCGCCUGAGCUUAUUCAGAAAAUAUGCAGAUCAAAAGGGAUGAAUCAACAAACAAUCAGAUCCAUCCAGUUAAGUAGGGAAGAAGGCAUUGAAGCCAUAUUCAAAAUAACGAGAUGGUUUGAAUAAUCCUUCCAGACGGUAUUGCGAGCACAACAUGAUUGAUGAUUCCAGAGUCUUUGUUCAGGUUCGAGCUCGUGUUUUAUGUUUUGAAG
Hibiscus syriacus is the source of this 888-nucleotide messenger RNA. RefSeq names its product disease resistance protein RPM1-like. Lineage: Eukaryota; Viridiplantae; Streptophyta; Magnoliopsida; Malvales; Malvaceae. The transcript is spliced from 2 exons. The record is from RefSeq and is a predicted model, not a curated record. The coding region runs from base 17 to 802 and encodes 261 amino acids.